Messenger RNA from Nipponia nippon (crested ibis), 1091 nucleotides. The record is from RefSeq and is a predicted model, not a curated record. NCBI's taxonomy places the organism in Eukaryota, Metazoa, Chordata, Aves, Pelecaniformes, Threskiornithidae.
AUGCCUAACCAUUAUGACAAUGAUUGUCCUACUGCCCCAGUGCCAUGUUUUUAUAGUGCCUUUGGGUGUCCUGAAAAGAUGCAAAGGAAUGAACUGGCACGACAUAUGCAGGAGUUCACUCAGGUUCACAUGAGAAUGAUGGCUCAGAGUUUUCAAAAUAUCAGUGUUACUGCUACAAAUCCUGUACCCUUCAUCAAUGGCCUACCCUUUGAGCCUGCCCUCUUCUCACCCGUGUCACAUGCCGCAUAUGAUUGUAAUCCAGAAGUUGAAAACUUCAAAGAAACUAUUCAGCAGUUGGAAGGUCGGCUGGUAAGACAAGAUCACCAAAUCAGAGAACUCAUUGCUAAAAUGGAGACUCAGAACACUCACAUGGCAGAACUCAAACGUACUAUCCGAAAUUUGGAGGGAAAGAUUACUGAAAUGGAGGCACAGCAAUGUAAUGGUAUUUAUAUCUGGAAGAUUGAGAACUUCAGUGGACUUCAGAAAGCCCAGGAAGAAGAGAGACCUGUCGUGAUGCACAGUCCUGGCUUCUAUACUGGAAAGCCUGGCUACAAGCUGUGUUUGCGCCUGCAUAUCCAAUUACCGAAUGCUCAGCGUUGUGCUAAUUUUAUAUCUCUGUUUGUCCACACUAUGCAAGGAGAAUAUGACAGCCAUUUGCCUUGGCCUUUCCAAGGCACUAUACGACUUUCUAUUUUGGAUCAGUCAGAAGGCCCUGACAGGCAGAAUCAUGAAGAAGUAAUGGAAGCCAAGCCAGAGUUACUAGCCUUCCAGAGACCAACAAUUCAUCGCAAUCCAAAAGGUUUUGGUUAUGUGACUUUCAUGCACCUGCAAACCUUGAAACAAAGAACCUUCAUAAAGGAUGAUACCCUUCUGGUGCGCUGUGAAGUUCUAACGCGUCUAGAUUUAAACAGUCUCCGCAGAGAAGGAUUUCAAGCUCGCAGUACUGAUGGAGCUAUGUAGCCUGUAAGUCUUAACCAGAGGAAUGGAGCCACUAGUCAUGUUCUUCCACCACAGAUUACAUGCGUGCUUCAUCUUCCAUAUAGGCUGCAUUUGUAAAAGACCAUAGUUGCCAACAUAGUUGAUCUUCACCU